Messenger RNA from Astyanax mexicanus (Mexican tetra), 1578 nucleotides. Its product is annotated as complement C1q-like protein 2. The transcript has 3 exons. Gene Ontology annotation, molecular function: protein binding. The record is from RefSeq and is a predicted model, not a curated record. The coding region runs from base 38 to 652 and encodes 204 amino acids. Lineage: Eukaryota; Metazoa; Chordata; Actinopteri; Characiformes; Acestrorhamphidae.
ACACACCUUCUCGCUGCACACACACACACGCACUGAGAUGGUAACCAAGAUUACGAUGAUGAAGAUGAAGCUGGUGAUGGUGGUGCUGGCAGCACAUCUGCUGAACGUGAAUGCUGCGACGCAGCAGCAGCAACAGAGACAGCAAAAAUUGCAAGAUUUAGACUAUAUAGGAGACCUGUAUAGUCGCAUCGAGGAGGUGAAAAAAAUGUGUCAAGUGAAAAAAGUGGCCUUCACCGCGGCUCUGGUGCCCUCUGACGUUAAGGGUGAGGGAAUAGGAAUAAUAGGACCCUUCUCCUCUAACACCAUCCUCAGACACCGCCGUGUCAUCACCAACAUUGGCAAUGCCUACAACCCACAGACAGGCGUAUUCACCGCUCCAGUGAAGGGCGUUUACUUUUUCACCUUCACCACCUACAGCUGGGUGGCCAAGGCUACCAUCGGUGCGAGUCUCUACCGGAACAACGAGGAGGUGCUGCUGAUCUGGGAGUGGCAGGACGCCGGAGAUAAUGAAGAUUACGCCUCUAACUCGGCCACUCUGGUCCUGAUGCAGGGCGACAUCGUGUACAUCAGCCUGCCCAAGGGAUUCCAAGUGGCGGCCAGCAUUUUGUCCAACAUGCAUACCUUCUCUGGGUUCAUGCUCUACCAGCUCUGAUCUGCUGAUGCCUUCUUUCAGCUUUCGCAUUCAUUUUUCUGUGCUCUUUUGAUGUAAUUAUUAAUUAUGUAUUUGAUUACAUAGAGAAUCGAAAGAGUCUGCACUGUAAACCCAGAAGUUGUUUAAACUCAUGUUAUAAAUAAGUAUAUUUUACAUAAAAUUGGAUAUUUCUAAACAAUGCUCAACUAUUUUGAAUUUUAGUCUGUUACCAUUGGCAGCUUCUUUUCCAUUGGCUUCUGUUACAAUAUAUUUGCAUACUGGGUGUGUCCAACAGUUUCUGACAGACACUCACCAUCAGUGUGUAGUGAUUCCCCCUGGGCUACCUUAAUAAAUAAUAAUUAAUAAAUCCAGUUCUUCUUUAGUUAUAAUAACUUGAUGUUUUAAUUAAUGCUAACCCAAGUUUUCAGUCCCAAAUACUUAACUUUUAUAAGGUAAAUUCAACUUAUCCAGGCUUACAGUAUAGAGAACCUUUUUCCAUGUGCUACAAAUGCAGGUAUUGCUACGAAUGUAUCAUUAAAGGGAAAUGCCAGGUGUUUCUAGAAUCAAUAAGAUGAAAAGAGUUUAAGAGACUAAGACUAGGGAACAAUCACCCACGGAUCAAUCAUUUACAUUUGAAUGCUUGGUUAUGCUGCUUUGCCAUCAGCAGCCGGAGUCCGAGAGACAGCACAGUUGCCCAUGCUGUCUUUUUGGUGGGUAGUUAUAGGGGAUAAGAGUCUGAGUGAGUGGGGUAAAAUGGCUCAGCUACAAUUUUAGAAAGGAAACAAAUUGACAAUAAUUGUUAAUAAGUAAUAAUACGUAAUUUAAAACCAAUGUGAACCAUUCAGCCAAUCAUAAAGGAGUCUACAAACUCAAAUUAAACCAAAUCAUACUGCACCGUUAAAAGUUCAGACAGUGUUAGCAAAGCAAACUUAAAAAAAAAACAAAAA